Messenger RNA from Suillus discolor, 1707 nucleotides. Its product is annotated as Aldehyde/histidinol dehydrogenase. The transcript is spliced from 11 exons. Gene Ontology annotation, cellular component: cytoplasm. Gene Ontology annotation, biological process: aldehyde metabolic process. Gene Ontology annotation, molecular function: aldehyde dehydrogenase (NAD+) activity. NCBI's taxonomy places the organism in Eukaryota, Fungi, Basidiomycota, Agaricomycetes, Boletales, Suillaceae. The record is from RefSeq and is a predicted model, not a curated record. The coding region runs from base 1 to 1407 and encodes 468 amino acids.
AUGGCCUCCUUGAAGUAUACCCCGAAGCAACAUAUCACAGAGAUUCACAGCAGGUUGUCGAAGACCUUCCGUGAGGGCCGCACUCUUCCAAAUUCCGAUGCUAUCAUGGCCUCCCUGAAAGCUGAUCUCGGGAGGCACCCUUUUGAGGCCACCCUCCCUGAACUAGGUCCAAUGGUUUCAAGUGCCCUUCAUGCUGUCGAGAAUCUUGAUAAAUGGAAUUCUCCCGAGAAACCGCAAGUAGAGGCUUGGCGCAGUGGGUGGGACACAACCAUCUUUAAGGCGCCCAAGGGAACAGUGCUUAGCAUCAGUCCCUGGAACUUUCCAUGGGUGCUCACGAUUUUGCCGCUCAUUGGCGCGAUUGCUGCAGGUUGCACGUGUUUGAUAAAACCUUCAGAGCAUGCCCAGGCCUCUGCAGCCCUUAUGGAGAAACUAAUCCCGCAAUACCUUGACCCAGAUGCCUACGCUGUCUGCCUCGGAGCCGUCGAAGAGACCACCCAUGUUCUUGGUCUGAAAUGGGACCACAUUUUCUAUACGGGCAGUACGAGUGUGGGACGGAUCAUCGCAGAGGCGGCAGCAAAACAACUCACGCCGGUGACUCUAGAGCUUGGUGGACAAUCGCCCGUCUUCGUCGAUGGGGACAGCACAAACAUCGAGAUCGCCGCGAAGAGGAUUCUAUGGGGAAAGCAACAAAACGCAGGACAAAUAACUGUACUGUCAUGGCAGGUUUGUGUCGCACCGAAUCAUGUUUUUGUGCAGGAACAACACCAAAGUGCACUUGUGGAGGCGUUCAGGAAAGCGUAUGAUUCGUUCUGGCCAAAGGGUCCGCUUGACUCCUCUUCUGAGAUGGCUUGCGUGCUGAAUGCUCGGCACUACAAACGCAACAAGAGUCUCCUGUCCCGAACUAAAGGAAAGGUCGUGAUUGGGGGACAAGCUGGGCAGGAUCUUCGCAUUGAGCCAGCAAUUGUUACUGGCGUAAAAUUGGAUGAUCCAUUAAUGGAAGAAGAAAUAUUCGGACCUAUCUUGCCAAUCAUCCCAGUUGAAAAUGUUGACGCCGCCAUCUCACACAUACAAUCUGGGUCCACUCCCCUUGUCAUUUACGUCUUCACGGAAAAUGAGGAGACGAAAAACAAAUUCGUGCAGCGCACACAGAGCGGGCAGCUAAUUUUCAAUGAAACUUUCGCUCAGGUUGCUGUCUAUGAAAUUCCUUUCGGUGGUCAAGGGCAAUCUGGCUAUGGAUCAUACCUUGGGAAGUACACCUUCGACACCUUCACCCAUCAAAGGGGCUAUAUCAAUGUCCCUGCAGACGCAAAGACGGAGGGCUUCAUGCAGGGAAGGUAUCCUCCUUACUCGGCGCCUGCACUUGAGUUCUUCUCCCAGGCGCUCAAAGCGAAAAUUCCGGACGCUUAAUCCCUCGUUCGUAGUUGGAAGAAUCAUGUCGACGUAUUCAAGUCAUAGUGCAGAGGGAAGUAUACCAAACCAAGCGACUCAUUUGUCUGUUGUCCCAAAUAUUAUAAUAGCGGCAUAAACCUGCAAGAGAGAUUUCACUGGUAACAGAAGUAAAAGAAUGAUAAACGAGUUGGGAAAGGUAGAUUUAGACUGUUUGCAGCGCUAUUUGUUUGGUCACACAACUCACCACUGCAGAUCUGUGGUUUGUUAGGUGCGACGCGAUGGUCUUCAUUGGUAACAAGAAGUGAAAGAAAGAUAAAC